Oreochromis aureus is the source of this 4146-nucleotide messenger RNA. Its product is annotated as collagen alpha-1(X) chain-like. The record is from RefSeq and is a predicted model, not a curated record. Gene Ontology annotation, molecular function: protein binding. The coding region runs from base 98 to 1669 and encodes 523 amino acids. The transcript is spliced from 5 exons. NCBI's taxonomy places the organism in Eukaryota, Metazoa, Chordata, Actinopteri, Cichliformes, Cichlidae.
GUGAGACAGAACCUGAAAGAUGUUUUGUUUUGGCCGAGGCUUAUAAAUCAAAGCCUCGUCCAGCUCGCUCAUCUUCCCAAAUCUGCUUCUCCAGAAGAUGCUGCACAACUCGGACGCAGUGAUGCUGACGAGGUUGCUCGGACUGCUUGUCCUGUCCUCCCUCUGCUCAGCCAUGUGGGUGCAAAACUUCACCAGACAAUACAUUAGUGAAGAGGAAGUCUCCACAUAUGAUCCCAACACCCACCAUUGGCCUGCAUCAGGUGACGGGCAGUUUAAUGAGACUUCUGAGAAGACUGAUCAGCCAAAGGGAAUCCCCUCCUGGCCACCCGAGGCACGCAGUGGGUCUCUAAUGAUGCCUCCAACAGGACCCCCAUUUCCACACUACGGCAACAACUCUGAAGGUCCCAACAUGCCCAGGAUGUUUGGGGUCAGUAGCCCAUCUAUUCCACCCAUGCCUGACACAACAAUCUGCGACAUGCUGCUAAAUGCACCGGUACCCCCGCCCAUCGACCAGAUUCCAUUUUUUUGCAUCUGUAAAUACUGCAAAGGAACCAUAGGACCCAAAGGAGACCGCGGAGACCGAGGUCUUCCAGGUCCUCCCGGGAGCGCUGGAAGAAGAGGAUUGAUGGGAUUUCCAGGUCCCAGAGGGUUUACAGGCUCUCAGGGGAUAAAAGGCCAGAAGGGAGAAAUGGGGGAAAAGGGAAUGCAAGGUGUAGCAGGUUUCACUGGCACAAAGGGAGAGCGAGGAUUUAAAGGGGACAAAGGGGACCAAGGAUCAAUGGGACCCCCUGGUGCACCGGGCCCUCAGGGAGAAUCUGGUACAUGCCCUGCCACCUGCGAGAGUGUCCCAGGUGCACCUGGUACCCAAGGGCCACCUGGACCAGCUGGAGCCCGUGGCCUGCCUGGGGUGCAGGGUCCCGAUGGACCCAAAGGCAUGAAAGGUGAUAGGGGUGACAUGGGCUUGCCUGGAAACCCUGGCCGCGAUGGUGAGAAGGGUGAUCGAGGUGAGCAGGGGAUGUGUAAGUGCACAAAUGGAACAAAUGGUGCUGACGGCAAACCGGGGCAAAAGGGAGAUAAAGGGGACAAGGGUGACAUUGGUUCCCAGGGUAUACAGGGCCCCAUGGGGUUAAAAGGCAACCAGGGUGAUUUGGGUCUCAUGGGGCCACCUGGCCCCUGCUCUCCAGCCAUCCAGUCGGCGUUCUCCGCCUGUAUCAACGAGUCAUUUCCAGCUCACAAUUUUCCCAUUCCUUUCCCACACAUCCUUACCAACCAGCAGAUGCACUUUAAUCCAAAUGGCAUCUACACAGCCCCCGUCAACGGCACGUAUGUCUUCUCCUUUCACCUGGCAGUUGCUGUGAAACCGCUUAAAGUUGGCCUGUUCCGCAAUUUCUACCCUGUAGCUAAAACAACAGAAGGAACCGUCCCAUCCACCACAAGCCAGGCGGUGGUCCUCCACCUCUACAUGGGAGACCAGGUUUGGCUGCAGGUGAAGGACCCCAGCACCAAUGGCAUGUACACUGAUAAUGAAAGCAAGAGCACAUUCUCUGGGUAUCUGCUGCACCCCGACUCCUGCGAAUUUCCUUCAGGCCGGAAUUACUAUUUCCCACAGCCACAUCAUGGACACUACACCUGGGAUGGUCCCGAACCUACAACCCCUCCACCAAACUAGUGUCUUUUCAGUUGCACAGUUAUAGAUGAGGCACAAAAAGCAUCCAAUCAAAUUCUCAGUGAUUUUAUAACUGCAAGUUUUAAAAGAGGGGUAUUCUAGCAAUGAAGCAAUGACAAUUGCUAAAAUGGGUUUUUCUACCAGGGAAGUUAUACAGUAGUACGAUUGUACCACAUUGUAGUUACUACUCAGUUUUUUUAAAAUCAGGUUUUAUUUCUUGGGUUAAAUCUAAGUCUGUUUGGUUGUUGAAGUUGGUGACACAUAAAAAGAAAGACCAGAAAAAAACAAAACAAUAAACACACCAUCACCAAAAUCCUGCUUGAAGUAUUUCCCAACACUUAGCAUGUUAGCAUAUUCAGGCAAUUAUUGUCAAACGUUAUAAAUUCCAACUGUUCCCGGGACAAUAAAAACUGACAAGUCAAAUGAAAUAAAAAUGCAUUACAAUGUUCGAGAAUACUAAUUUAAAACCUUUUUCACCCUGGAAGUGACAUCUCUAACAAACACUCUUGAUUGCAAAAAUCUCUCAUGUCUCUUAUGUCGCACUUAGAUGAAUCAAGUCCUGUUUUACUGGUAAUGUGGCUUCAAGUACUGUUUUAGACUGAAAUAUGUUCAGUCACUAUUUGAAUGAUUUGUGCUUAAUGACUUUGAUGAACCCCUCAGUUAUCUGUCUUCUUGCAACAGUUUAAAGAUGGGAUAUCAAUUCCCUGUGACAGAUUGGAGGCCUGUGCAGGAUGUACACUGCCUCACACCCAGUGACAGCUCGGAUAAGCUCGACACGGAAUUGGAAAAGACGAAGAAAAUUGAUAUAGAAUAGCCAUAAUAUCCUGCUUUUAAACGUGGCUAUGGAUGAUUGACGAAGCAGCUAUGGAUGAAGCGUGGCACUGUUAUGAUUCGACGCUCAUAUGAAAAUGCGUCUUGGAUUGUAUAUGCCAGCAUUUGAUCAUGCACUAAUCAACUGUUAGAGCGCCCUUUUAUCAGAGAGCUCAUUUAGCAGCAGAGGUUUUAAUAUUUUUGAUAGAAGAUGUAAAUACGUGAAUCAGCUGCAGGUGAUGGAAUAACAUCACCACAGGUCUGUUGAGAAGGAGGUUUAAAAAGUUUAGAGUGACAGAGCGGGAACAGAGCUGUGACGCAAACAAGAAGUUGAGAAAUAAGGAUGAAAACAUGGCAAUGAGACAUGUUCGGGCAAAUUCUCCACAAAAUGAGUUAAAUUCUCUUCAGGUUCUUCAAGUAAGUAAGUAAGUAAGUAAAAUUUUAUUUAUAUAGCACCUUUCAAGAUAAAAAUCACAAAGUGCUUUACAGAGGCAGAAAACAGACAUUAAAAUCCAAAACAAAACAAAAUUAACCAAAAGCGAGUUUAAACAGAAAGGUUUUUAACUGCUUUUUAAAAGACAUGACUGAGUCCACAGAUCUCAGAGUUCCAGAGUCUGGGGCCACUGAUACAAACGCUCUGUCACCUUUUGUUUUUAACCUUGUAUGAGGGACAACCAGCAACCCCUGGUCACAAGACCUCAGGGACCUGCUGGGGUGAUAAGAAAGAAGAAGAUCACUUAAGUAAGUAGGAGCUACACUGUGCAGGGCCCUAUAAGUCAUGAUUAUGAUCUUAAAUUGGACCCUGAACUUGACAGGGAGCCAAUGCAGCUGAAUCAGGAGGGGAGUGUUUGUGAUGCUUUGUCAGAAGCCUAGCAGCAGCAUUCUGAACGCCCUGCAGUCGUUGCAGGGAGGCAUUACUUAAGCAAGUAAACAAGGAAUUACAAUAGUCUAAGCGGGAUGAAACAAAUGCAUGAAUAAUCAUUUCCAAUUCGGAGCGUGACACAAUGGGACUCAGCUUAGCGAUAUUUCUUAAAUGGUAAAAACAAGAGUGAACCAAAGAUUUAACGUGUGUGUCCAGCGUCAGAGCUGGAUCAAGUGUAACACCAAGGUUCCUAAUGGAUGAUUUAAUAUAAGAAGCAAGAGGGCCUAGAUUUUUAACCACGAGGGGAGCAAGUAAAAGAAUUAUAAUCUCCAUCUUAAUUAAAAGUUCACACGACACUGGGUACAUAAAUAUUUUAAAAGAUCUAAAGAGUGAGAACAAGUGCCAUUAUUUUCUUAAUGUUUUCUUAAUUUUGAGGAAAAUCUAAUUUUGAAUGUAGAAUAACUGAUUAAAGGCUUUUCACGAUAUUUUUAAGUUUUAUUUUUUUAUUAUAUGAUUUAAAGCAAAGCGAAUAUAUGUUUGCACAAUGAAGCUACCUUAGAAACUGUCACUGCCUGAUGUCUCGCAACGUUAAACUUCCACUUUAUAAAAUGUAUAAUCUGUAAACCCUGAGACACCAUCAGGUGAUGUUGGACGUGUGUUUGGAUUCAGACAGUAAACAGAGCGUGUUGCAUGUGUAACAGGGAUCAAACAUCAUUCACCUUCUCUGAGGUGUUUUCAGCGACCACGCUGUGUCGCCUGUUUCAGGUUGUUGCGAUCUGUGCAUCGUGGGUUUUGUUUGAAAUUAAAA